Molecule: messenger RNA, 915 nt
Organism: Caenorhabditis briggsae
Lineage: Eukaryota; Metazoa; Nematoda; Chromadorea; Rhabditida; Rhabditidae
Gene: Cbr-pax-2
Product: Protein CBR-PAX-2, isoform a
Exons: 7
Coding region: 1-915 (304 amino acids)
Biological process (GO): regulation of transcription by RNA polymerase II; anatomical structure development
Molecular function (GO): RNA polymerase II cis-regulatory region sequence-specific DNA binding; DNA-binding transcription factor activity, RNA polymerase II-specific
Source: RefSeq, a predicted model, not a curated record
AUGAAAUGCUGUCGAAUUCCAAAAAUUGAUCCAUACUUCCCAAAAAUCACAUUCAACGCAACUCUGGUUCCAAAAAUCGAGAUUCUUGAUGCCGAUUGGGCGAAAUCCUUUAAAGGGAACGAAGACCCACUAAUUUCAGAUGGAUCUCACACGGGUGUCAAUCAACUCGGAGGUGUAUUCGUCAACGGGCGGCCACUUCCAGACUCGAUUCGUGCUCAAAUCGUGGAAAUGUCUCAACGUGGCACUCGUCCAUGUGAUAUUUCCAGACAGUUAAAGGUUUCCCAUGGAUGUGUUUCAAAGAUUCUGGGUCGUUUCUACUCAACAGGAUCUGUCCGGCCAGGAGUGAUUGGAGGAUCGAAACCAAAAGUUGCUACACCGCGUGUUGUUGAAUGCAUCGCUGGAUACAAGAGAGCAAAUCCCACGAUGUUUGCUUGGGAGAUCAGACAGAAGUUGAUGGAGGAUCAAAUCUGCGGAGAGGACAAUGCUCCAUCAGUUUCUUCAAUUAAUCGAAUUGUUAGGAACAAGGACUUCCAAAACUUUGUCUCUCAAAACUCUAGACCAACAUCCUCUUCUUCCUCAUCCGGAUCCUCCCAACAAUCAUCACAGUCCUCAUCAAGGCAAUUACCUCCGCCACCACCGCAAUCACAGCAGUCUCAACAGUUGGCUGCUACAGUACCCUCGCUGGCGGCUCCUCCCACUUUUGCAAUGCCUGGAACCUAUUCCAUAAACGGCCUUCUUGGAAGUCUCCCACAUUCAAGUAUUCUCGAUGACAAGUCUUUUCAUCUCUCUCAUGCCGACAUGUCUCUUGUCUAUCCGACUUCUGGAACUAUCGGUCCCAGAGUUCUGGAGCACGAUUGGCCGAUGCGUGCUCCUGUUUGCACGAUUCUUCCGAACUACUGCGGCGGACAUUUGUAA